CGUGUUCCUCCUCUCGUUCCUCUUCUGUCUCCGUUCCAUAUGAACAAACGGCGCGGUAUAGCCUAGUAUACUAUAGUAAAGAGCGGAAAGGCUUUGAACGUCCUCAGUCGAUACCCGAACAGGGUGCACGGCUGGACGUGAUUCCGUCCUCCCCUCCUAUCAAUCCCACAUCAACCACACGAAAAUAAAUAGCCGUCAAAAUUCAAAUAAUCAAAGCAAAUUCAAAAAAAAAAGUACCGCAAGUUUUGUAUUUCUUUUUUUCAGUUUUGGUUUUCAAAUUGGCAAAACGAAUUGAAAAGGAAAAAAAAUUGAACAGGAUCCAGGUGAGUAAAACCAAUCAUCAAAAAGUGUUUGGCGGCCGCCGAUCAAAAAUCCACAAACACAAACAAAUUCCUCCCCAUUUCGUUAAGGAGGAAAAAAACUAAAUUACCGAAGCGCAUAGAUAAUCAGUGGCGUUUUAUUGUGUGUGCGUGUGUAUGUGCCUGUGCGUUUCGUGAGUGUUUUUGACGGCAGUGUGGUAUAAUAUUACGGCAGCAGCAACUUGUGCACCGAUUUUCGUUCUGCUGCUGCAUUAUCGUGUGGCCCACCCAACCGUAUCUGCAUAUCACGCCGCAGUCAGUGGGCAUCGUUAUACACAUCGCCGACUGCUUUUGCUUGUCGGUUCCAGUUCAGCAAAAAAAAAGUGAGGGAACAGAGGGGAUAAAGAAAAGUAAACCCACCUAGUUCUUUGAUGUACCUGUAAUGAAGGAUCUUGCUGUUGAUGGGGUGAACAUUUCAAUGAGGCGGGUUGUGCUUUAGCGUGUUGCUUCAAAGUCGACUUUUGCCGAAGCGUUUGUCUUCAUCCAACGCUUUCACGACCAGUUUGGUGGUUUUGAAAUUCCCUUCGACUAUUACACAAAUAAAAACUUCGGUGACACCGCGUCAACAAACUUUGGUAAAACCUUUACAUCGUGGCUCGAUCCGCCGUUAACUAUGGAUAAUUUUAAACGCCGGUGCUAUUCUAACAUCCGUGCGUGAAAAAAAAGCAAACAACCCAACAAACUGCCUACACAACAAGCAAACCGACAACUUGAACCAUGGAGACCAAGCGGUUAGGACGACGGCGAAGAGUUUCCCAUCAACAAGAUUUAGCGCAAAACGUGAACAGACGAGAUGAUACGAAUUCACGGUUUCCUCAGAGCCAGGAACAGUUGAAUGAGAAACGGGGCAACAUCCUCGUCGGUCUGACAAUAACCAGCCGGACAAGAAACAAACCUGAUGUGGCUAACGUCGUUGACCAGCAGCGAUGCUUCAGUUGCCAAGUUACGGCGGUGGAAUCGCCCAGCACUCGACUUUCAACAGCGUCGGUUCGCCAACAACACGACCACCACCCUGGGCAAAGACGACAGCUGAGAUCAAUGCCAACGCUUAUGUGGCUGAGUGCGGCUCUGUUGCUCAUGUGCCCAACGGCGAUGCGGGCGACUCGACUCGGACAACACGGAACAAUAGCGACGAGUGCAGGAAAUGCUGCCGACCAUGACUAUCAUACUAGCGGAGCCCACACGACAACAACGGCUGAAGACUAUGAAGAUCCUUCGCUUAUAAUCAACACGCUGGCGGGCAGAAUUCGUGGCAUGACGGCCGUAACGCCGACCGGCAAGGAGGUGGACGUGUGGAACAGCGUCCCGUUCGCCCAGCCGCCGGUCGGCGAGCUGCGCUUCCGCCACCCGAGACCGAUGGACCCGUGGGACGGCGUCCGGGACACGCGAGACAUGCCCAACUCUUGCUGGCAGACGAUGGACGACUUCUUCGGCAAUUUCGCCGGAUCGACCAUGUGGAACGCCAACACGGAGCGGAGCGAGGACUGUCUGUACCUCAGCGUCACGGUGCCUCGUCCGCGACCCAAGAACGCAGCCGUCAUGGUCUGGAUCUUUGGUGGAGGAUUCGUCACUGGAUCGUCGACACUUGAUGUCUACGACCCAAAGAUCCUCGUCUCCGAAGAGAACGUCAUCUACGUUUCGCUUCAGUACAGGGUCGCCUCCCUGGGAUUCCUCUAUUUCGACCAGCCGGGCGCUCCGGGCAACAUGGGCAUGUUCGACCAGGUGGCCGCUCUCCAGUGGGUCCACUCCAACAUCGCCUUCUUCGGCGGCAACCCCAACAACAUCACGCUCUUCGGCGAGUCGGCCGGAGCGGCCAGCGUCUCCAUGCACUUGCUCUCGCCGUUGAGUCGCAACUUGUUCAGUCAGGCCAUCAUGCAAAGUGGAUCAGCGACAGCUCCGUGGGCUACAGUCGACAGAGAAGAGACUAUCAUCCGUGGACUGAGACUCGCCGAAGCUGUUGGCUGCCCACACAGCCGGGCGAAUCUCAGCUCAGCGUUGGAAUGUCUGCGGACCAUUAACGCUUCAACUCUCGUAAACAAUGAGGUGGCUCCGCUGGGGAUCCUGGAGUUCUCUUUCGUGCCGAUCGUGGACGGCGCCUUCCUGGACGAGUCGCCGAAACGUUCGCUGGCGACGCGCAACUUCAAAAAGUGCAACAUCAUGAUGGGCAGCAACACGGAGGAGGGCUACUUCUUCAUCUUCUACUACCUGUACAACCUGUUCCCCAAAGAGGAGAACGUCUACAUCAACCGGGAGCAGUUCCUGCAGUCGGUCCAGGAGCUGAACCCGUUCGCCAACAGCAUCGCCCGCCAGGCCAUCAUCUUCGAGUACACGGACUGGUCGAAUCCGGACGAUCCGAUCCGCAACCGCGACGCCCUGGACAAGAUGGUCGGCGACUACCAUUUCACCUGCAACGUCAACGAGUUCGCCCACCGCUACGCCGAGAUGGGCGGCAGCAACAACGUCUACAUGUACUACUACACGCACAGGUCGUCGACGCACCUGUGGCCCAGCUGGACCGGCGUCCUCCACGCCGACGAGAUCAACUUUGUCUUCGGAGAGCCGCUCAAUCCCACCAAGGGCUAUCUACCUCAGGAGAUUGCACUCAGCAAGAAAAUGAUGCGCUACUGGGCCAACUUUGCUCGCACCGGCAAUCCAAGUAAGAAUCCCGACGGUUCUUGGACCCAAGAAUAUUGGCCAGUUCAUACUCCUUACGGACGAGAAUAUCUCACGUUUGCUGCCAACCAUUCCUGGGUAGGUCGUGGACCUCGACUAAGGCAAUGUGCUUUCUGGAAAAAGUAUCUACCUAGUCUCAAAACGGCUGCAGCCAAUCUGCAACAGCCGCCAGCCCAGUGUCCAACCAGCAGCGGAGUGGCUUCCUUGGAUCGACUGGGUAUUCCAACUUUCUGCUCGCUUAUAAGCGUCGCUUUGUGGGCCAUGGUUGAGCUUCGAAAUCAGUGCUGAAAUCCUCGACGAUGACGUCUAACUAUAUCGUCCUAACACGCCCUUAACCCACGCAUCCUUAAGACUUGGAGAAGUGCCAGCGGGUCGGGCGGCCAAAGAGAAAUCCAGGAGUAACAAUCACCAAACAAUGAUCCCGUCAAAGAUUAAUCAGCUUACUGUCGAACAUUUUCAAAAGAAUAGAGAAUUGAAUGAUGGGAAAAGGCAAAGAAAAACGAGACAUAAUUAUUAUUCUUUUCAAUGCAAACAACAUUACCGCCAGUUUCUGUGGGUGCGGUCACGAUGUUUUCGUAAGAGAGGAGCAUGCUGCCAAUCAUCUCUAAUGUACUCCAGUUGAUUAUGUUGUUUUAUACAGUCCAGUACGCAAACCCUAAAAUAACCCAUCCCUCCACACCUAUCGUCAGUUGCACCAUCUCCUUUGCUCGUGCUCUU
This is a messenger RNA of Daphnia carinata, 3749 nucleotides long. RefSeq names its product acetylcholinesterase-like. The record is from RefSeq and is a predicted model, not a curated record. NCBI's taxonomy places the organism in Eukaryota, Metazoa, Arthropoda, Branchiopoda, Diplostraca, Daphniidae. Gene Ontology annotation, molecular function: acetylcholinesterase activity. The transcript is spliced from 5 exons. Gene Ontology annotation, biological process: choline metabolic process; acetylcholine catabolic process. Gene Ontology annotation, cellular component: plasma membrane. Bases 1077 to 3320 code for a protein of 747 amino acids.